AUGUAUCCUCACCUUCCAAAGUUAACAUUAUCUUUGCUGGCAAUCUACGCGGUCGGCUCUCAUGCCGACCCGGGACCUCUUGUUUCAGCAGCAGGCGAAGGAGCAGUUAUUCCAGGAUGGAACUUACAGUCAGCAACGUUGAUAGAAGAUGACAUGUCAAAGUUAUCUCAGCCCGAUGCUAAUAUCACUUCAUGGCACCGAGUCGGCCCUCGUGACACUGUGAUGGGCGGUCUCCUUCAUAAUGGCGUGUACGAUGACAAGGCCCUCUUCUACUCAAAUAACAUGGAAAAGCUCGCAGAUCAAUCCAUAUUUCAAGCCCCAUGGAUCUACAGAGAAGAAUUUAUCAUGAACCCUUCUGAUGGACAAUACUUCACAUUGAAAACUCACGGCAUCACUUCCAAAGCAGACAUUUACCUGAACGGUGUGCAGAUUGCAUCGAAUGAACAGCAGCAAGGUUCAUAUGGUGGCCACAAGUACGAUUUAACUGGAAUCAUCAAAUCUGGAUCGAACUGUCUUGUGAUCAAGGCAUACCCGACAAAUUAUUUGCGAGACUUUGCGAUGGGCUUCGUGGAUUGGAAUCCAUACCCACCUGAUAAUGGGACUGGUGUCUGGCGAAAUGUGGAAAUCUUUCAGACGGGCCCUGUAUCGAUGUCACCCUUUCGAGUUAUCACGGAUUUUACUGAUCCUACGGUGAACGUGAAUGUCAACGUUACUUUGAAGACUGAGCUUGUCAAUCACACCCCUCGAACAGUUCAUGUAGAGGUGAACGGUACGAUCACAGGACCAAUCCAGGCGGACUCCAGCGUCAUAGCUGGUAUAUUUGAGCUCAACCCAAGUGAGAAGCGAACCAUAUCAAUCGAGGCUUCUAUUCGAAAUCCACAGAUAUGGUGGCCUGCAGGGUGGGGCGAGCAGCCGAUGUACACCGUUCAUGCCAGUGCGAUGAGCCGAGAAACCCAGGAAGACCAACUUAUUCUGUCCGACUCAUCAAUCCAGGAUUUUGGAAUUCGUCAUGUCUCGUCUUAUUUGAAUGAGCAUAAUGAUACCGCAUUUGUUGUGAAUGGCAACCCGUUUCAAGUCCUCGGUGCGGGUUAUAGUCCGGAUAUGUUUAUGCGAUUCGACAAGGAAAGAAUUCUCAAUAUCUUUGGAUACAUUCUAGAUCUGGGGCUCAAUACAGUUCGACUGGAAGGAAAACAGGAGCAUCCGGAGUUAUACAAGCUUGCAGAUUAUAUGGGAUUGAUGAUCUUGACUGGUUGGGAAUGCUGCGAUAAAUGGGAAGCUUGGGAGUACAAUCAUGACGCUGAUGGAGUGAAAUGGGGAGAGAAAGACUACGAAAUUGCUCGAGCAGCAAUGCUUCAUGAAGCUGAAAUGAUGCAGGCACAUCCCUCCCUCCUUGGCUUCUUAAUUGGGUCGGAUUAUUGGCCAAACGACCAAGCGACCGAAGUUUUUCUCGAUGCAUUGCAGGAGAUGGACUGGACAAACCCAGUAAUCGCAUCCGCAAGUAAACGUGGAUAUCCUGAAGCCCUAGGACCAUCGGGAAUGAAGAUGAAUGGACCUUACGACUGGGUCCCACCAAACUACUGGUACGGCGAUGAAGAAGGUGCAGCUUUUGGAUUUGGCUCUGAACUGGGCGCAGGAGUUGGGACACCUGAAUUGAGCAGCUUGAAAAAGUUCAUGUCAGGUGAUGAUCUAGUAAUUCUCUUGCAAGAACCUGACGCGGGCCUUUACCAUAUGUCCAACAAUGGUUCGUCGUUCUAUACUCGCUCAAUCUACAACAAAGGGUUAUUUAGUCGAUACGGAACGCCUGGAAGCCUCGAUGAUUACAUUGAUAAAUGCCAAAUGGCUGAUUAUGAAACCACUCGUGCUCAAUUUGAGGCUUAUUCUGCUCGUCAGAAUGCUUCCAGACCUGCGACGGGUGCUAUUUACUGGAUGUUGAAUAGCGCAUGGCCAAACCUACAUUGGCAACUAUUUGACUACUACUUGAAUACCAUGGGAUCAUACUUUGGCACUAGGACUGGAACUCGAAUGGAGCAUGUUGCGUAUGACUACGAGUCUCAGAGCAUCUGGCUGAUCAACCACUCACUCCAAAAUGAAGGUGAGAGAGAAAUCUCAGUUGAUCUAAUUCAUGGGAAUGGAAAGAAGAUCUCCAGCGCGAAAUUUAAAACAAAGACCACGCCGAAUUCAUCUAGGGAAGUGCAUAGUGUGACAGGUAUUGAAAAGAUCAAGGAUGUUGGAUUCCUUCGUCUUACUCUGCGCGAUGUCAAAGCAAAGGAAGAUCUCAGUCGCAAUGUCUACUGGUUAUCCCCAAAGCCAGAUGUCUUGGAUUGGUCAGAGUCCAAUUGGUAUUAUACUCCAGUCACAGACUAUGCGGACUACACAAGUCUCGAUGACCUCCCUCAGGUUAAUGUCAAGGGAGAAUUAAAGAAACCCUGGCCUAACACACCGAUUGAUGGUUGGUACUUACUUGAAGUCCAGUUGGAGAACGAAUCUAAGGAACCAGCAUUCUUCAUACACUUAAAGAUUAUCCACAGUGAUGAUAACUCCGAGAUUAUACCUGCAUACUGGUCUGAUAAUUAUGUUACUCUUUGGCCAAAAGAAAAGUUGCUGCUUACAGUCGCAUAUGAAGGUGAGGUCAUGCAUGAUAUCCAUGUCGAAGUCUCCGGGCGCAAUAUCAAAUCUCUAGUAUUGGAGAACCUUGCAUUAGAAGUUUUCUGGCACGUAUGGCGGGGAGUUAAGAAACUUUUCUCAUCAUGA
This is a messenger RNA of Penicillium malachiteum, 2751 nucleotides long. RefSeq names its product putative glycosyl hydrolase. Gene Ontology annotation, biological process: carbohydrate metabolic process. NCBI's taxonomy places the organism in Eukaryota, Fungi, Ascomycota, Eurotiomycetes, Eurotiales, Aspergillaceae. The transcript is spliced from 2 exons. The record is from RefSeq and is a predicted model, not a curated record. The coding region runs from base 1 to 2751 and encodes 916 amino acids. Gene Ontology annotation, molecular function: hydrolase activity, hydrolyzing O-glycosyl compounds.